This is a messenger RNA of Anopheles stephensi (Asian malaria mosquito), 2091 nucleotides long. It is a transcript of the gene Tmhs, whose product is annotated as LHFPL tetraspan subfamily member 3 protein. Gene Ontology annotation, cellular component: plasma membrane. The transcript is spliced from 7 exons. Bases 666 to 1409 code for a protein of 247 amino acids. The record is from RefSeq and is a predicted model, not a curated record. Gene Ontology annotation, biological process: sensory perception of sound. Lineage: Eukaryota; Metazoa; Arthropoda; Insecta; Diptera; Culicidae.
UGAUCGUGAUCGCGUAGAAGACGAUUGUUCUGUGGUGUACCCUUAUUGACCCUGCCGUUGGGUUGUUGUGUAGACGUCCGCAGACGCCAGCUUCAACCUCUUAACGGGGAUGAGAACGGAGAGUCCAUUAGUGAAAUCGAACCAAACGGUGGCGGUGUGCUAAUUUCGGAAACUGUUGAAAAGAAUUCCCGAUUCGUUCAUUAGCAUCGCUCUGCCAUCGGUAACGGGCACGGAACAGCAGAGAGAAGAAAGCUUUUUAUGCAAACAACAGUGCAGUGUUGUUGAAGCUUUCGCAGAAACGAACAGCUACCCUUAACACCAACCAGAAACAGGGAAUCAUCACCUUGCUGUUUUUUGUUUUUUUGCUGUGUGUCCAGUGAAGUGAGCCCGAAUAGUGAGAGGUUUGAGUGAGGAAAAAACAGGGAAACGAUAAGUGAAAAUCUAUACACCCCGGUGACAGUCAUUGUUUGUGUUUUUUCCCUCUUGUGGUGAUCAAUUCAUGCGGAAAUACUCAUUAUUUGCAUACGAUCACGCGUGUGUGCGUGUUUGUGCGUUGUGUGUGAAAGUGGUAGCUUAAUCUUGAGUGUGACGGAAAACUCCUUUAAGAAAAAACUGGUGGCGAAAGGAUCACAAUCACACACAGUUGAAGCGAAAACUCGUGCACCAUGGGAACGAAGAUCGAGUACGUUGACUCGAGCCACAUGUACGCGACGAACUACAUCCGCAACUCGAAGGCGAUCGCCGUUCUGUGGGCGAUCUUUAGCAUUUGCUACGCGAUCAUCAGCGUCGUCGCGUUCGUAACACCAGAAUGGGUUGGUGAUGCAGAUUCAGACAUCGGCGGACGACUCGGCCUGUGGCAAGUGUGUCAGAAAGAUGAUCUCACCGAUAGCUGUACCGGCCGGCUCGAGGAGCUACUAGAAAUGCAAUCCAUAGCGUUUCAGGUUGCAACCGUAUUUUGUGGUUUAGCCGUGGCCACCUCCGUGCUGGCGAUCUGCUGCCUCCUGCUGAUGGUGUUCAUGAAGUCAACGACCGUGUUUCAUAUUUGUGGCUGGAUGCAGAUGCUUUCCGCUCUCUGCAUGGUGAUUGCCUGCGUUUCGUUCCCGUUCGGAUGGAAUUCGGACGAGUUCCGUAAGGUUUGCGGCCCGGAGUCGAACCGUUUCGAAGUCGGGCUGUGCAGUUUGCGCUGGGCCUAUCCAUUGGCGAUUAUUGCUUGCAUCGAUGGCUUCAUUUUGGCGACACUAUCCUUCAUACUAGCGACACGACACGUCCGCUUGCAGCCGGAACCGCAAUACCAAAGCAGAGAAAUCAACAAUGCGUACGUGACGGAUGUGGCCAGUAUCGCUGGCUCGCGAAAGUCGCUCAAUCUACAACCCGUGCUGCUGGUGGCACCUCCACACAUCAUAUUCUAAACAUAGUAUAAAUAGCUCUUAAACUUUCCUACCCACAAAAUCACCCGACGGACAGAAUCAACCGUUUAAGCAGAGCCCCGGAGUGACUGUGUGUUUGCUUCCUCGCAGUGUGUAAAUGAUCGAGGCUCUCCGAAACACGAAUGUCCGGCUGGUCUGGGAAAACAUGAUGUACAGCGAAUGUGUAACCCCUAUGCCAAUUCUUGAUCGAUCAUCUUUCCAUCUUUGUUGUGUGCGUUUUACGUAGCUCGACGCCCCAUGCCGCAGGGUGGCAACGAAUUUUAGUGCAAGACAUCCCGAAGAUAUAGGAACCUCUAUUCGUGUAAGCUAUCCGGCUUUGUAGUAAGCCCCGAAAGUAGGUUAAUAAUUUUACAACGAGUAAAGUACAUAUUUAUUCAAGCUUUAACGAGUCGUUCACAAGAAGAAAAAGAAAAACUGAAACGAGCGAUUUAUUGUAUUUCUUACGAUGCUUUCGGAUGUGGAUUCAUUCUGAUUGUUUCUGACGGUCUGUCUAAAAGUAGGCUUCGGAGAACUGAUGUGGGUUUUUUAUUUGAAAUUUGUUCAACCUCCUUCAACGGCUAGCGUGAAUGUUAUUAGUUGUUAAUGCUUUAAGUUUUAAAACGUAUACAUACCACAAAUUGUGAACCGCUCCCUAUACAAGACAAUAAACGUUGGCUUUUACAAC